GCUGCCUGCUCGCCAAGCCCACACGCUCUUUGACAAUAAAUCGAAAUUCGCCGUCACCUCGACUCUUCCCGCAACACACCCGCGACCACACUCGUUUUGCGACACUCUUUUGAACAGCAUCGCGUUGGUCCCACCCUCGAACAACAACCAGUCUCUGAUUCGUCUUCUGAAACUUCGAGACAAUGGACAACAAAGCAGUAAAGUCAUCGGUAAGCAAAAUGUCUUCGCGCAAGGUCUCGCCAACCUUCGUGCGCUCCCUCCAUUUGAUUUCGUUAUUAGCCACAUGUUUGUACUGAGGUAAGAUGGUCGCUGAUACAACGGCCAUCAGCCGUUUUCGAGCAUUCCAGAUGAGCUUGUAGGCGAGUUCGGGGCCACCAUCGGUCCUCUGGAGGACUUCUUCAACUUUCGUGCCGUCAACAAGCGCGUCAGGGAUGCUACCAAGUAUGCCUUGGGCAAGCGCAUGGAUAACCUCACGGUCUACCCAAGGUUUGCGAGCAUGAAAGCUCUACUCGUAGCCCUCGAAGAUGAGGAUGUCGCGAAGUAUGUACGCUCCCUUACAUUGAUGGCCGAAGGCUUGAAGCAGCAUGAGUAUGGCUACGCCUGGGCUUGGGAGGAUUUGCAGAUCUGGGCCGAGUUCAAGUUCACCAACGAGGACGCCGACAUCAUGCGUACCAUCGACGCUGCUCACAGCUUCGAUGUUGUCGAGAACGGCGACUUCAUCAUCUCAGGCCAGUAUCGCGAGAUGCUCACCACCCUUCUGCAGCGUCUCCCCAACAUCACUGCAUUGACGAUCCGCAAGCUCGCUCCCGGUGAACAUAUUCCCGGCUGGGCUGGAAUUGAUCUCUUCAAGCAGCUGUCGUUCUACCACGAGGGCCUCGACACUCGCCACAUCUUCUACGGCGAUUGGCAGUACGACACCUUGCACCGUUGCAUCACUCACUACCUCGAUGAUUUCGGCGAUCACGUCACCGAGCCUCACGCUGGUCCGCAGGCCUCCUUCAUCGACGACUUGAAGGCCGCUGUUGACGCCAACAAGAUCAAGGCGAGUGUCACCUUCCUGCCCGCGAACUGAGACUUCGCCAAGGACAACGUCUGUUCUCACCCAAUACGAGUCUCUCAUGUUGAGUUUCGAACAUGAUCAACGACGAUCCCGAUUUGCAGUUUCUUUUUUUGUUUUUCAGCAACGCACAACUCGGACAAUAAC
Molecule: messenger RNA, 1204 nt
Organism: Boeremia exigua
Lineage: Eukaryota; Fungi; Ascomycota; Dothideomycetes; Pleosporales; Didymellaceae
Exons: 2
Coding region: 461-1072 (203 amino acids)
Source: RefSeq, a predicted model, not a curated record